GGCAUGCCAUCCCUAAAUCCCACAGAUUUCCAGUCCUAGGCGAUUCUUCGAAUCUAAUAGAGUUCAAGGCGGAAUCGCAGCGAGUUCUCGAGUUUUUAUGGCGAAACCAUGGUUAUUUCUCGGAAUCCUAUUGAGUUUAUGGAUAAUUGGUAGAUAUCUGCCAAAUUCGUGGAACCUCAAGUUGCAGAGAACAAAGCCAUGUUCGCUGUGGAGGGAGCCAACGUGGAACCCCCUCCUCCCCGGGUAUACCCCUCUCGCAGAGAGCGUAGGUCGAAAAACAAAAAAGCAUACAGAGAUCGGGCAGCAGGGCGUAAGCUACCUGGUGCUGCCCAGGCCGUCGCCCCAGCCGGCGCCCAGGCCAUCGCCCCAGCCAACGCCCCAGCCAACGCCCAGGCCAUCGCCCCACCCGUCGUCCAGGCCCCGCCCGUCGCCCCACCCGUCGCCCCAGCUGACGCCCAGGCCAUCGCCCCACCUAUCGCCCAGGCCAUCGCCCCACCCGUCGUCCAGGCCCCACCCGUUGCUGCUCCAGAGAUGGGUGGGUUCAUUCCAGAUGUCCCUCUGUUUGGCCCUCAGGGCAGCAACUAGGGGUUCUAUCUGUCUAUAGUGAUCGUAUCUGAUUCACGAGGGUUGUUUAUAUGGGAUUGGAUCAGAUUUGGUUUAGCGGUCUAUGAGAUUGGAUCAUUUAAACUGUUUUCUUUAUCUGUCACUAGGGGGUUUCUGCUGGCUCAGGCUAAACCUUUGAAUUAGGCCUAUUAUCUUUCAUUGUACUGGAUUAUUAUUUAUGGUACCCAAGUUAUGGAAAAUCA
This is a messenger RNA of Triticum aestivum (bread wheat), 806 nucleotides long. Its product is annotated as keratinocyte proline-rich protein. NCBI's taxonomy places the organism in Eukaryota, Viridiplantae, Streptophyta, Magnoliopsida, Poales, Poaceae. The record is from RefSeq and is a predicted model, not a curated record. The transcript is spliced from 3 exons. Bases 98 to 604 code for a protein of 168 amino acids.